Messenger RNA from Penicillium vulpinum, 1929 nucleotides. RefSeq names its product Lipopolysaccharide-modifying protein. The transcript has a single exon. Lineage: Eukaryota; Fungi; Ascomycota; Eurotiomycetes; Eurotiales; Aspergillaceae. The record is from RefSeq and is a predicted model, not a curated record. Bases 1 to 1929 code for a protein of 642 amino acids.
AUGUUGGUCCAAUUCCCUCGGAGUCGCAGGUCAAUCUACCUGGUACUGGCCUGCGCAGCAACCUCCAUAUGCUUUAUCAACCUCCUAUUCCUCAACCAUGGUAUCGACAACUCCGUGAUCCGCCUCCCUAAUCUGAGUUUCUUCACCGCAACAACGAGCCCCGUAAUCGGACAAUACGCGCAAGAUGGACACCCCAUCGUCGACCUGAUGGGGGAAGCGAAUCGACAAUGGCUGGAAUAUGAUAAUAAUCGCUCGACGAGUUUCCGCCAAACAGUCACCAAAUACCGUGAGACAAAUGGACGACACCCACCUCCCGGUUUUAAGGAAUGGUACAUGUUCGCACGCAAAAAGAAGGCGCAUAACAUGGACGACUUUCAGCAGAUUACGGGGGAUCUGCGACCUUUCUGGGCGGUUGCACCAACGGAAAUACGACAGAUGGCAGCCAAGCUACAAUCCAGUGACGGGAUUGCAGGUUUGCAAAUCCGUAAUAAGAAGGUCGUUUACUCCCCCGUUGAAGGAUGGAGAAUUGAAACACUGAGGAAGUCAAUUAAUCGCAUUGUUCGAUAUCUUCCGGACAUGGAUAUUGCACUUAAUAUUAUGGAUCAGCCACGAGUCAUGGUUUCAUUCGAGGAUACCCAGGAAUACCUUCGCAUCGAAGCCCUCAGCAGAGGCUUACACAGCGAUGCGCAGGAUAAAUUCACGCCAGGCAUGAACUAUCUGUAUAAUAAAGAUCCCAGCAUCGAAGAGGGCGUUGACCCAUCCUGGUUCUCGAUCGCUGGAAAGCGAUACAUGGACUUCGCGAAAGAUUCCUGUAGCCCUCAUUCUCCCGCUCGGAAUGACAAUAUUACUGUAGAGGAUGCCGAUAAGCUAUACAAAUCACCUUCGGGUGGGUUUGUCACUAACUUCACUGCUUCCUCUGAUCUUUGCACCGUCGGUCCCGUUCUCGGGGGGAAUCACGGGUUUUUAUUCUCGGCCUCCAGCAACCUUAUCACAAAGAAACUGAUCCCAGUCUUCAGCGAAUGCAAGGUUAGCGUGAACAACGACAUCCUUUUCCCUGCAAAUAUGUAUUUUAUGGACGACAAGCGGUACGUGUACAAUUCGCGACACGACUACGGGUGGAAAGACAAAUCGGACACUCUUAUCUGGCGUGGUGUCACCUCCGGCGGUGUUCAACUUGCAGAUAACUGGCAGCAUAUGCACCGCCAACGCUUUGUGCAUAUUACCAAUUCCACUGAUAUGAAAUCAGAGACGGUUUCCAUCCUCUCCGAGAGCAGCCUGGGGCAGUAUCAUACCUACCCUAGUUUCUCCCCAAGCAACUUUUCAUUGGACUACUUUGAUGUCGGUUUCACUGAGGCUUGGGGCUGCAUCCCGGAUUGCUCCUUCUACGACGAUAUUUGGACCUACAAAGAGCCCAAGGAUUUCAGCGAGCAGUUCAAGGCAAAAUACCUCGUCGACAUUGAUGGCCACAGCUUCUCCGGUCGGUGGCGCGCCUUUCAGCUCAGCAAAUCCCUAGGGAUCAAGGCCACUAUUUUCCGAGAAUGGCAUGACUCCCGGCUAUUUCCCUGGCGUCAUUUCGUCCCUAUGGACAAUCGCUACGAUGACCUGUACGGACUAAUGACAUACUUCCUCGGUCUUGACUCACCAGGAUCCCCAAUUAGCGAGCCAUACCUUCAGAAGCAUGACUUUGAGGCCGAGGUGAUCGCAUCUCAAAGCCGGGAAUGGGCGCACCACGCGCUGCGGAACGAAGAUCUUGACAUCUAUCUCUAUCUCCUUCUUCUCGAGUACGGACGCAUCAUUGACGACAAUCGCGAUACCAUUGGGUACAGUGGUGAUGGAAGUGAGCUGGACCACUUUGACGAUCAAUAUCCUUUUUCUCCGGCGAUAAAAAAUAUCGUCAAACCUCCUCCCGCGAACACUGACGAACAAUAA